Molecule: messenger RNA, 1583 nt
Organism: Halichondria panicea
Lineage: Eukaryota; Metazoa; Porifera; Demospongiae; Suberitida; Halichondriidae
Product: rab9 effector protein with kelch motifs-like
Exons: 7
Coding region: 45-1466 (473 amino acids)
Molecular function (GO): protein binding
Source: RefSeq, a predicted model, not a curated record
UGGAUUAGUCACGCCCAGUUAAUUACAAAGAGAAGAGUCUUAAAAUGGCAUUUGAUUUGCACCCUAUUCUAAGCCCUGGACAGCCACCAACUCUAGGACUAUGGUAUGCAAUAUCACCAGAAGACUGUGGGGGGCCCUCACCGGCUGCAAAAGUCGGAGCAUGUGCAAAUUUCGAGCUAAUUGAGGGAGGGGCAGCUGGAGGAAGAGUAUUAUUGUCUGCUGGGGCCACUCCCGAAGGUCCCUAUUCUGACCUCCACCAGCUCAUCAUCAGGAAAGAUUGCUUGAAGUGGGAGGAGCUUCCUGGAGGAGAUCUCCCUGCUCGUUAUGAGCACACCUCCUUCCUGGUGGGUGGAGCCAGAGAAUCAACACUGUAUGUGUUUGCAGGAGCCAAUCAAAAUGGAUCUUUGUCUGAUAUGUGGAAACAUCAAAAAGAACAUUGGACUCUAGUGGAUACCAAUGGUCCAGUGCCAUCUCCUCGUACUCUCCACUCUAACAGCUGCUGCUGGAACAAGACGUUGAUUGUGUUUGGGGGAGGGGCAGCAGGGACCUCUCCAAUCAGUGACACAGCAAUACAUCUCUUCCAGCCAGACACUAACGAGUGGAGUUCUCCUUGCACGAGUGGGACUCCCCCCACCCCCAGGCAAGGGCACAUCUCUGUCGUGGUUGAGAAUAAACUGUUGGUUCACGGAGGAAUGGCUGGGCAAGACAUCCUUAGCGAUCUGCACAUCUUGGAUCUAGAUAAAUGGGCUUGGUCUUGUCCGAAGGUCAAAGGUGAUCCACCUCCACGCUUGGCCGCCCAUGGCUGUGCUGUGAUUGGUCGGAAGGUGUUUGUGUUUGGAGGUAUGAAUCCAACCACUGGAGCGUCUGAUCACCUCUACUGCCUGAACACUGACACUCUUGAGUGGAGAGGUGUGUCAGUGAAUGGCCCACCCCCACCUGCACGACUGGACCAUGCCAUGUGCUCUGUUCUAAUACCAGUUGCCUCAGGGGGCACAGCAGCAGUCGCCAGUACAGGUAAGCUAAAUUCCGCCACUAUGAAGGCAUCCCUUAACAAGACAGCUACAGCCACUCAUCCUACAACCAGCCAGCCCACUGCCAUCAACACUAUCACGCUUAUCAGCCCUGACAGUGUGGAAGAGAGAGACUUCUCGCUUGUAACUCAACCCAAACCACCUACCGUUAGUGAAUGUGGCACUGAUACUUCAAGCACUACUGACAAGUCUAUGGCUACAACUACUACUAAAGAUUCCACUGAUGCGAAUACACUAUCUGACACUCUUCGUAAGAGUAAAAUUGAUCCUCCUACUUCUGGGUCGCUACCACAAGAAAGUUUUGACUUGAUACGGAGCAGCUCUGUGGUUGAGAAUAAUGUGGAAUGGGUACCAGGACUGUUUGUGUUUGGGGGAAUGGACACUAGUGGGCAUAUCCAUGGAGACUGUUUUGUACUCUGUCCACAUAGAGAGUAGCAAACAGUGACCGUUAAACUGUUGUCAAUAUUAAUAUUGGAUUAUUGUAAUGAUUAUUAAAUGAAUUAGCACACUGUCCAUCUGUGAUGUGUGGUUUGAUAAUGAAGUAUUGAUGAA